Messenger RNA from Gambusia affinis (western mosquitofish), 2388 nucleotides. It is a transcript of the gene gpnmb, whose product is annotated as glycoprotein (transmembrane) nmb. The transcript is spliced from 13 exons. Gene Ontology annotation, biological process: cell adhesion. Gene Ontology annotation, molecular function: integrin binding. The record is from RefSeq and is a predicted model, not a curated record. Lineage: Eukaryota; Metazoa; Chordata; Actinopteri; Cyprinodontiformes; Poeciliidae. The coding region runs from base 141 to 2030 and encodes 629 amino acids.
CCUUAUUACGAAGCAUCACAUGUCUGUGCGCUCAGCGGAGCCCAUUAAAUUAGAGGACAUCCCUGUGGACAGAAGUGAAGAAGGUACUGGACGUGGAGAGAGGACCACAAGCUGGGAUUAGAAAUUCUGUUGCGGCGGACAUGGGGAACCUGCAGUACUUGUGUCUCCUGGCUCUUUGCGCCUGCUGUGUUUGUCAAGUUGAUGGGCGAAGAACGUACAGUGAUGUUUUCCCCCACAAGCAUUCCUUAGUUGGCAAGUUCCCAUUUCCAAUUCCAGCAAUCCCGGGAUGGGAGCCUGACACCAAUCCAUGGGACGAUUACCUCUACCCUCCACUAAGCUCAAACCAAAGAGAGCUCAUGCAUCACAGAGGCAAACCAAAGGUUCAUCUGACCAGCGACAGCCCGGCUCUUAAUGGCUCAUGCAUUACCUUUACUGCUAAGCUGGAGUAUCCUCCAUGCCAGAAGGAAGACACAAACGGGGACCUUGUCUGGGACGAGCACUGCGAGGAUGGUAUGGAGCUGGAGGCCUCAGCCAACGGACAGCUUCGCUCAGGCUAUGUCUAUAACUGGACUUCUUGGUUGGAUGACUAUGGCUUCGGGAAGUGCACAGACCCGACAAAAUGCAACGUGUUCCCUGACGGGAAGCCCUUCCCCCAGAGCAACGACUGGAGACGCAAGAGUUACGUCUACGUGUGGCACACAAUGGGCCAGUACUAUGAAACAUACGAUGGCUCUUCUUCCAGUGUGACCAUCAAUACCACUAAUAUCCCACUGGGGGGAGAAGUCAUGGAGGUUAUGGUCUACAGGAAGCGUGAGCGCAGGAAGUACAGCCCCUUGACCAGUGACAACACCGUCUUCUUAGUCACAGAUAAGAUCCCACUGGCAGUCGACAUUUCCCAGAAGUCCGCAGUCAACAAGUCUGCCAGUGUUUUCAUCCGUGGAGAGGAGAUUGUCUUCGAGGUCCAUCUUCAUGACCCCAGCGGCUACCUAAAGACAGCCGCCUCAGUGGAUUACAUCUGGGACUUUAGAGACGGCAAUCAAGUGGUGACACACCGCGAGGUGACCACACACACCUACAGCACGCUGGGAAAGAUGAACGUGAAGCUGGUGGUGGAGGCCGCGUUUCCUGCUGAGUGUCCACCCACCUCUGCCACUCCAACUCCGAGUCGCUCCACAUCAUCACCUCUCACAGUGGCCCCCACAACUCCUCCGGCUACACAUGCUGUCACGACGAAGAUCAAGACAACGCUGACACCACCCAAAACCAGUCAGCCCGUUAACUCCUCCACUUUAUCUGCUGUGACCACGACGGGGUUGCCCACAACAGAGCCCCUCCUGUCCACGGUAGCCACAGAAUCCAACCCCACCACCCCGCCUUGGCUCCGAAGCAGGGGUCUCAACGGCAACGAGUGCUUCCGAUACGCCUACGGAACCUUCUCGGGCAACAUCACGAUAGUCGAGCCAAAGCGCCCACUGGGGAAUCGGCUGAACAGUCGCAUCGUGGACCUGUCGGCUGCCAGGGUGACCAACACCGACGUCAGCUUCCGGGUGAAAUGUCUGGGAAGCAUCCCCACUUCAGCCUGCACCAUUGUGUCAGACCCCAGCUGCUCUCAGGUACGCAACAUCAUGUGCGACGACGUGCCGCCUUCAUCCGAGUGUGAGGUGCACCUGCGGCGAAGGUUCCUGGAACCGGGCACCUACUGUGUGAACAUCACCCUGGAAAACUCUAGCAGCAUGACACUCGCCAGCACCACCAUCACCAUUGGCAAGUCUCAAGACGCACCCGUGCCUAAAACUUCAAACACCGCCCAGGUGGUUCUAACUUCCAGUGCAGUGCUGGUGGCAGCCUUUGCGAUCGUUGCCUACAUGGUCUACCGACGUCACAAGGUCUACAGACCCAUUCGAAGGUCGCUGGUUGAGGAUGCCUGUGCCAAUUCUGGUGCUGCAGGUCACAUGGUUCGCCUGAGGGAGGCGCUCUUCCCCUCCAGCGAGGAGAGUCGCCACCUUUUGACUGAGAGACAACCUUUGUAGGGUUUGGAGGAGUUGCGUCAAAAAAGCUUUUACUCUUGUACUUUAAAAUAAAAGACACUUCUGAAGUGAAGCAAAGAUAAUUGAUACUAAUAAUGUUAUGUCCUAAUUCGGCCAAAUCCUAAUGCUCUACAAUUCAGACAAGAUGUACUAAAGAGGUCGCUUGAUUUGUGGCUGCCGCACUAAUUUUAACGUCAGCUUGGAAUGAAUUUUCUGUGAAGGAGUUUCAAUAAGCCAUAUUGGUGCCUUUGAUUACAAGCAAUAUGAAGAAAUGUCAUCAAGCAUGUGUUGUACCUUUGUCCUUAAACUCUUGCAAAACCUUUGGUUUUUGAUUCAUUAUUAAACAAUUUCAACUUUAAAA